Daucus carota subsp. sativus is the source of this 272-nucleotide messenger RNA. Its product is annotated as ATP synthase small subunit 6, mitochondrial. The coding region runs from base 105 to 272 and encodes 55 amino acids. The transcript is spliced from 2 exons. NCBI's taxonomy places the organism in Eukaryota, Viridiplantae, Streptophyta, Magnoliopsida, Apiales, Apiaceae. The record is from RefSeq and is a predicted model, not a curated record.
UGAUGUAACUGUGGGAGAGAAAUUGAGGGAGAGAGAGAGUAGAGAGAGAUAUACGAACAUCAGAGAUUCAAAAGGGGAGAGAUACAAACAAGUCUGAGCAGAAAAUGAGGAAAUUCGAUCCAUGGCCAGUGUUCUUCAAGCGAGAAUGGAACCGCAACUGGCCUUUUCUUGUCGGUUUCGCCAUCACUGGCACUAUCAUCACCAAGUUCUCUCUCGGUCUUACUGACGAGGAUGCUAAGAAUUCUCCCUUCGUGCAGAGACACAAGAAGUGA